Messenger RNA from Alternaria rosae, 2089 nucleotides. RefSeq names its product Anp1-domain-containing protein. Gene Ontology annotation, biological process: cell wall mannoprotein biosynthetic process; protein N-linked glycosylation. Bases 421 to 1944 code for a protein of 507 amino acids. Gene Ontology annotation, cellular component: mannan polymerase complex. The transcript has 3 exons. Gene Ontology annotation, molecular function: alpha-1,6-mannosyltransferase activity. Lineage: Eukaryota; Fungi; Ascomycota; Dothideomycetes; Pleosporales; Pleosporaceae. The record is from RefSeq and is a predicted model, not a curated record.
GGUGGCUUGGCUUAGCCUCCCACCUCGGGGAUCUGGCAAAGUGGCAGCACUCGAACGACCACCACCGUGCAUCUCGUCAGCGCUGCGCGUCGAGUCGAUUGAUUCGGCAACAUCCGCUGCGACGCGACCGAGCUAUCAGCAACCUGUCCGGACGUCACCGUGGCCUUAGCGAACAAAUCCUUGGCCCUACGACGGAGGUUAUCAAAGACGCGCAACACCCCAAACGCACGCGGACACCAAUCUGAAGACGGACAUCGAAGCGUCCAACCUCGCGACUACACUGAGGAGCGGCAAUUCCCCUGGUGGAGAUCAACAAGGAGUGCAAAGUGGUGCUCCGAUCAGCAACUUGGUGAUCUGGCGGGUCUUCGGUGACCGGGGUUCUCCAAGGGAGCAUUCGACAUUUGGCGCCCAUCUCUCUGGAUGUUGCCAUUACAUUCCUCGUCAAAAGGGAAGAUGCACCGCCAUGCCUUUUCCAACGGGGCAUAUCCCUCACAAGGAGGGGGCACCUUUUCAAUCCAACCUCACAAAUUCCAGCCACGGUCACAGCCCGCGCUCCGGCGGCGGAGAACACUGAUCCAGCGCUUGCUGAUCGUAGGCUCGCUGUUCUUUACCGCCCUAUUCUUCUUCUUCCCCGACUUGCGACCGAACCUGGGCUCCGGGCCUCUCAGCUUACUCACUACGAGCGAUGACGCGCAACUCGAAACGGUACGAUACUACGACCUAAACAAUGUCCAAGGCACGGCAAGGGGAUGGGAGCGGGAAGAACGCAUCCUGCUAUGCGCUCCGUUGCGAGACGCGGCUCCGCAUUUGCCCAUGUUCUUUGGCCAUCUAAAGAACCUCACCUACCCGCACAACCUUAUUGACUUGGCGUUCCUCGUUGGAGAUUCCAAGGACAACACCAUUUCUCUCUUGACAGAGAAGUUGGAGGAGCUACAGGCCAAUCCCGAUCCCAAGCAGCAAUUUGGCGAGAUCUCCAUCAUGGAGAAGGAUUUCGGACAAAAGGUCAACCAAGAUGUUGAGAGUCGUCACGGUUUUGCGGCACAGGCUGGCCGCCGAAAGUCAAUGGCGCAGGCGCGAAACUGGCUGCUGAGCGCUGCUUUGCGACCAACGCACAGCUGGGUCUAUUGGAGAGACGUCGAUGUGGAGACUGCUCCCUUUACAAUCUUGGAAGAUCUGAUGCGACACAACAAGGAUGUCAUUGUACCGAGUAUGUACGGCCACACAUGGUACAAGUUUGCACUGCUAACAUCUUACUUAGACGUCUGGCGACCGCUUCCGGACUGGCUCGGCGGAGAGCAGCCAUACGAUCUGAACUCCUGGCAAGAAUCCGAGACGGCUCUUGCUCUUGCCGACACUCUCGACGAGGAUGCAGUCAUUGUUGAGGGAUACGCAGAGUACGCUACCUGGCGCCCGCAUUUGGCCUACCUUCGCGAUCCCUACGGCGACCCAGACAUGGAAAUGGAAAUUGACGGUGUUGGUGGUGUCAGUAUUCUUGCGAAAGCCAAGGUCUUCCGUUCCGGUGUCCACUUCCCUGCGUUCAGUUUCGAGAAGCACGCUGAGACGGAGGGAUUCGGCAAGAUGGCAAAGCGCAUGAAAUUCUCCGUCGUCGGCCUUCCCCACUACACUAUUUGGCAUCUUUACGAACCCAGUGUCGACGACAUUCGUCACAUGGAAGAGAUGGAGAAGGAACGCAAGGCAAAGGAGGCCGAGGAAGAGGCCAAGAAGGCAAAGGAGAACAAGAUUAAGGAGAACUUUGACGAGAAGAAGAGCGACUGGGAGAAAGAGAAGGCGGCGGUUCAAGACAUGGUUCAGCAAGCAAAGAACGAGGAGAAGGCCGCAGCCGAAAAGGCCAGGCAACAAGAAGCAGCAGCGAAACAGGAGUCGAAUCAGGCAGACACCAGAGAGGAGAAGCCAGUCGAAAAGAAGGAGGGCGAUCAAUCGUAGUCGUUACAGCACCCACAUAAUCCCAAGGGUACGGGACCUCGGUCUGCAUCCAUGUUCGCAAUAUUGGACCACGGUGGGUCGAACCACCACAGCAACGACACAACGAUUGAGGCAGAUUGGGCACAGAUCUGACCUUUGUUUCUUU